Opisthorchis viverrini is the source of this 366-nucleotide messenger RNA. RefSeq lists its product as hypothetical. The record is from RefSeq and is a predicted model, not a curated record. NCBI's taxonomy places the organism in Eukaryota, Metazoa, Platyhelminthes, Trematoda, Opisthorchiida, Opisthorchiidae. The coding region runs from base 1 to 366 and encodes 121 amino acids. The transcript is spliced from 2 exons.
AUGGGGAUUUACAAGGCUGAUGGUGAUAUCUUUGCGGAUUUUGCACAAGUAAGUGAGUGUUUUCCAAUACCAGUUGUCAGAUUAACGGUCGAUCGCACAGAAUUUUCUGCGAUGGACACCACAAAAGGCGACAAGGGGCAACAGUACACAACUGACGGGCUCUUUGGGCAUUCGAUGAUGCAGUAUCAUGCACAACUACAGGCAACCCCAUUGCACCAUAUGUUCUCCCAAGAUGUCAUUUCACGGCGCGUGUUUACCUUCAUCAUUAAAAAUAUCACAUUGGAAGAUGGCACCGUCCUAGUAUCGGACCGGUCAGCAUUGACUGACACCGGGCGUACAAACCAUAUCUACCGAAAUCAAUUGUGA